Pseudomassariella vexata is the source of this 947-nucleotide messenger RNA. RefSeq names its product ribosomal protein S25. Bases 389 to 598 code for a protein of 69 amino acids. The transcript has 2 exons. The record is from RefSeq and is a predicted model, not a curated record. Gene Ontology annotation, cellular component: cytosolic small ribosomal subunit. NCBI's taxonomy places the organism in Eukaryota, Fungi, Ascomycota, Sordariomycetes, Amphisphaeriales, Pseudomassariaceae. Gene Ontology annotation, molecular function: structural constituent of ribosome.
GUAAAGUGGGCCCUUGCUGGCAAAAAUCGGCCCUCUCUGCAUUGCCAAUAGACUUCGCACGACAUCUACAAGUACUCAUUUUGACGACUUGACAACAUCUCAAUCACCAGCACAACCGUCAAGAUGGCCCCCGCAGCAACCGGUGCGAAGAAGCAGAAGAAGAAGUGGUCCAAGGGCAAGGGUGAGUAAUUGCCGCGAUUCCCUCUUGGGUUCGUGAGGGAGAAAGAAGGCGAAGCAGCAAGCAAUGGGUUCACGCUCGCAGUCCACGAUGGCGGGGAAUUUGUCAUGUGCGAAUAGCGCUUGGGCGGAUAUAUGGACAAAUUCUAUUGAAUAUUGAGGCUAACAAGCAAUUCUCCAUCCAGUCAAGGACAAGGCCCAACAUGCUGUCAUGCUUGACAAGGCCACUUCGGAGAAGCUCAACAAGGAUGUCCAGUCCUACCGCCUCGUCACAGUUGCCACGCUCGUCGACAGAUUAAAGAUCAACGGUUCGCUCGCACGUAAGUGCUUGAAGGAUCUCGAGGAGAAGGGUCAAAUCAAGCCCGUGGUUACGCACAGCAAGAUGUUGAUCUACACCCGCGCUGUUGGCGGUACCGACUAAAACCACGAAUCUCUCAAUACCACAACGGGUUGUGACGUCAAUCUACACGUUGACUAGAUGGAUCUAACAGAUCGAGGACAUGGUCAUGGUGGUUCUGGGCAUUUGAUCUUCGGCGUAGCAUUAGGGCAGGUUAUGGUUCGGCUUUGAGCUGUUGUACUGAGGCGAGGUCAAAUAAAGUCAAUUUGAUCGUUUCUCAACCAUUUGCCUUGCUCCUGGCCAUGAGGGCAUGCAUUGCUGUGAGCAGUCUCCUCGCAUAGACACCAUGAUAACGCCUCUAGUCAUCCUCGUGGGUUCUAUCUUGGACGAGUCAGUCAGUCAGUAAAAUAAAAACAAAAUUUCAGCCACGUGA